Tinamus guttatus (white-throated tinamou) is the source of this 1379-nucleotide messenger RNA. Lineage: Eukaryota; Metazoa; Chordata; Aves; Tinamiformes; Tinamidae. The record is from RefSeq and is a predicted model, not a curated record.
AUGGUGCCCGUGAUCUACUACCUGGUCAAGUGGUGCUCGCUGCCCUACGAGGACAGCACGUGGGAGCUCAAGGAGGACGUGGACGAGGGCAAGAUCGGCGACUUCAAGCGCAUCCAGGCCCGGCACCCGGAGCUGAAGCGCGUGGCCCGGCCGCAGGCGGGAUCCUGGAAGAAGCUGGAGCUGUCGCACGAGUACAAGAACCACAACCAGCUCCGCGAGUACCAGCUGGAGGGCGUCAACUGGUUGCUCUUCAACUGGUACAACAGGCAGAACUGCAUCCUGGCCGACGAGAUGGGCCUGGGCAAGACCAUCCAGUCCAUCGCGUUCCUGCAGGAGGUCUUCAACGUGGGCAUCCGCGGCCCGUUCCUGGUGAUCGCGCCGCUCUCCACCAUCACCAACUGGGAGCGCGAGUUCAGCACGUGGACCGAGAUGAACAGCAUCGUCUACCACGGCAGCCUGGCCUCGCGGCAGAUGAUCCAGCAGUACGAGAUGUACUGCAAGGACGCCCGGGGCCGGCUGGUCCCCGGCGCCUACAAGUUCGACGCGCUCAUCACCACCUUCGAGAUGAUCCUGUCGGACUGCCCGGAGCUGCGGGAGAUCGAGUGGCGCUGCGUGAUCAUCGACGAGGCCCACCGCCUCAAGAACCGCAACUGCAAGCUCCUCGACAGCCUCAAGCACAUGGACCUGGAGCACAAGGUCCUCCUGACGGGCACCCCGCUGCAGAACACGGUGGAGGAGCUUUUCAGCCUCCUGCACUUCCUGGAGCCUUCGCAGUUCCCCUCGGAGGCCGAGUUCCUCACGGCCUUCGGGGACCUCAAGCGGGGGGGGAAAAAGAGCCGCCACCGACGGCCCUUUCCUGUCCCCGUCCCCGGGCUCCGUGUCCCCUCGUCCCGCGUCCAGGUGCAGAAGCUCCAGGCCAUCCUCAAGCCCAUGAUGCUGCGGCGCCUCAAGGAGGACGUGGAGAAGAACCUGGCGCCCAAGCAGGAGACCAUCAUCGAGGUGGAGCUCACCAACAUCCAGAAGAAGUACUACCGCGCCAUCCUGGAGAAGAACUUCUCCUUCCUGUCCAAGGGCGCCGGCCACACCAACAUGCCCAACCUGCUCAACACCAUGAUGGAGCUGCGCAAGUGCUGCAACCACCCCUACCUCAUCAACGGUGCCGAGGAGAAGAUCCUGGCCGAGUUCCGCGAGUCGUGCCAGCAGCACCACCACCACGUGCCCGCCGACUUCCACCUGCAGGCCAUGGUGCGCUCGGCCGGCAAGCUGGUGCUCCUCGACAAGCUGCUGCCCAAGCUCAAGGCCGGCGGCCACAAGGUGCUCGUCUUCUCCCAGAUGGUCCGCUGCCUUGACAUCCUGGAGGACUACCUCAUCCAGAAGAG